Messenger RNA from Ochotona curzoniae (black-lipped pika), 1698 nucleotides. RefSeq names its product clavesin 1 (gene CLVS1). The transcript is spliced from 6 exons. The record is from RefSeq and is a predicted model, not a curated record. Bases 339 to 1403 code for a protein of 354 amino acids. Gene Ontology annotation, cellular component: membrane. Lineage: Eukaryota; Metazoa; Chordata; Mammalia; Lagomorpha; Ochotonidae. Gene Ontology annotation, molecular function: phosphatidylinositol bisphosphate binding.
GCCUCCUACCAAAAUCCCAGCCCCGUGGAGCCAGGUUCUCAUUCACAGCUUCUAGAGAAAUCUGAACCGGCACCUGCCAGAAUAGGGGAUCUCACCCACCCAGUUCAGCAGCGAGGACACCUGCAGGAACACAUUCCCAAAGCAAAGCGGGGCGGCCGAGUGAAGUAAGCAAUGGCCUCAGUUUUGCUUCUGUUUCGGAUGGCCACCACCACAUAGGGUCUGCAUGUCCUGCUGCUUCCCAGGAGCAGCCAGAAGGCCGCCUGCCUGCCCGUUUCAGUGGCAAUGUGGGAGGAGAAAAACUGUUGAAUGGACCACCGUUUCAGCAGACCAUCAGGUGAAUGGGACCAGUCUCUAUUCUUCCAAAAUAUCAGAAAGUAAGCCCUUGGGAAGGAGAUUUGGCCACGAUGACCCAUUUACAAGCUGGGCUCAGUCCUGAGACUAUAGAGAAAGCACGCCUGGAACUGAAUGAAAACCCAGAUGUUUUGCAUCAGGAUAUUCAGCAAGUUAGGGACAUGAUCAUCACCAGACCUGACAUUGGAUUUUUACGUACAGACGAUGCCUUCAUUCUGAGAUUUCUCCGAGCCAGGAAGUUUCACCAAGCAGAUGCCUUUAGACUCCUGGCCCAGUACUUCCAAUAUCGCCAGCUAAACCUGGACAUGUUCAAAAACUUCAAGGCAGAUGAUCCUGGAAUUAAGAGGGCCCUAAUCGAUGGGUUCCCAGGAGUGCUGGAAAAUCGUGACCACUAUGGCAGGAAAAUCCUUCUGCUGUUUGCAGCCAAUUGGGAUCAGAGUAGGAACUCCUUCACAGACAUCCUCCGCGCCAUCCUGCUGUCCCUGGAAGUCCUUAUUGAAGAUCCUGAGCUUCAGAUAAAUGGCUUCAUCUUAAUUAUAGACUGGAGUAAUUUUUCCUUCAAACAAGCCUCCAAGCUGACACCUUCGAUUCUGAAACUAGCCAUUGAAGGUUUGCAGGACAGUUUCCCUGCUCGCUUUGGAGGAGUCCAUUUUGUCAACCAGCCAUGGUACAUUCACGCGCUGUACACACUCAUCAAGCCAUUCCUUAAAGACAAGACCAGGAAACGGAUUUUUCUUCAUGGAAAUAAUUUAAACAGCCUUCACCAGCUAAUACACCCUGAGUUUUUGCCCUCUGAAUUUGGAGGAACCCUUCCUCCUUAUGACAUGGGCACCUGGGCUCGGACAUUGCUUGGUCCUGACUACAGUGAUGAGAAUGACUAUACUCACACGUCAUAUAACGCAAUGCACGUGAAACAUACAUCCUCCAAUCUGGAGAGGGAGUGCUCGCCCAAGCCAAUGAAAAGAUCACAGUCUGUGGUUGAAGCUGGGACCCUGAAACAUGAAGAGAAGGGAGAGAAUGAGAACACUCAGCCACUCCUGGCUCUGGACUGAGCCAUGAGCCACCCUGAUGCUCCUGCACACUGGCCUUCAGUGGUAUCAACCACCGAGGAAGCAUGUGUGUGAUUGACGCACAGACAUGUGCCAUCCGCUUGACUUGAGGCCCUGCACUCCUGACCCCAGCAAUGACUCUCACCAGCUGUUAGUCUGAGCAGCCAAAGUUGGAUAAAGUUUCUUUUUUCACUGAGGGGAUGGAGCAUGAAGCAAUGCAGUUAUGUAAAAAAAGAUAGCUCUCCCCAAAUACAUAUGGUAUUAAAAGAACUGAAACAAUGAAAAACUCCACUUGAUG